AUGCUUACGCGCAGCUCCGUUCGCUCGGCGCAGAGCCUUCUGCGAACCGCCCAAGCCCCUUCGCGGUCCUUCGCGACGAUUCAGAGCGAUAUCUUUAAACCUACGAAAUAUGGUGGAAAGUACACAGUUACUUUGGUACCAGGUGACGGUAUCGGAGCUGAGGUCGCAGAGUCUGUGAAGACAGUUUUCAAAGCAGACAAUGUUCCAAUCGAGUGGGAACAGGUGGACGUCUCAGGCGUGGAGACUGGCGAUAAACACUCAGAAGACCUUUUCCGGGAAGCCGUCGCAUCUUUGAAGAGGAACAAGCUUGGAUUGAAGGGUAUCCUACACACACCUGUGGAAAGAUCGGGCCACCAGUCUUUCAACGUUGCUCUACGACAGGAACUCGACAUCUACGCUUCAAUUGUCUUGAUCAAGAACAUUCCUGGAUACAAGACACGUCACGAUAACGUCGAUUUGUGCAUUAUUCGUGAGAACACCGAGGGAGAAUAUUCUGGUUUAGAGCAUCAAUCUGUUUCCGGUGUUGUCGAGUCCCUCAAGAUCAUCACCCGCGCAAAGUCAGAGCGAAUUGCCAAAUUUGCAUUCGCAUUCGCAUUGGCCAACAACCGUAAGAAGGUCACUUGUAUCCACAAGGCCAAUAUCAUGAAACUUGCUGAUGGUCUUUUCCGCAAUACAUUCAACGCCGUCGCAAAGGAAUACCCAACAUUAGAAACCAACGACAUGAUUGUCGAUAACGCCUCUAUGCAGUGUGUUUCUCGGCCACAACAGUUUGACGUGAUGGUCAUGCCAAACUUGUACGGAGGUAUCUUGUCGAACGUCGGUGCUGCGCUUGUCGGUGGACCAGGUAUUGUUCCUGGUUGCAACAUGGGUCGUGAGGUUGCUGUUUUCGAGCCUGGAUGCCGUCACGUCGGACUUGAUAUCAAGGGUAAGGACCAGGCAAACCCCACUGCUAUGCUUCUUUCUGGAUCUAUGCUUUUGAGACACUUGGGAUUGGACGAGCAUGCCAACCGUAUCUCCAAGGCUGUUUAUGAUGUUAUCGCUGAGGGACACACACGUACGCCGGAUAUGGGAGGACGAAGCUCCACGAAUGAGUUCACAAGAGCCGUUCUGGAUAAGAUGGAGCUUGCUGGAUAG
This is a messenger RNA of Glarea lozoyensis ATCC 20868, 1134 nucleotides long. Its product is annotated as Isocitrate/Isopropylmalate dehydrogenase-like protein. Bases 1 to 1134 code for a protein of 377 amino acids. Lineage: Eukaryota; Fungi; Ascomycota; Leotiomycetes; Helotiales; Helotiaceae. Gene Ontology annotation, molecular function: magnesium ion binding; isocitrate dehydrogenase (NAD+) activity; NAD binding. Gene Ontology annotation, cellular component: mitochondrion. The transcript has 3 exons. Gene Ontology annotation, biological process: isocitrate metabolic process; tricarboxylic acid cycle. The record is from RefSeq and is a predicted model, not a curated record.